Molecule: messenger RNA, 942 nt
Organism: Periconia digitata
Lineage: Eukaryota; Fungi; Ascomycota; Dothideomycetes; Pleosporales; Periconiaceae
Source: the annotation of a GenBank genome assembly
AUGCCACCCUCUUCGCCGCCGCCGCCUUCAUCCUCGUAUUUUACCUACCCCGUCACGUACGCCGUGAACGGACUCCUGCGCCGCCUGUCGUCGGAGCGUCCGUCCAAACCAUCAUCGCCAUCACCAUCAUCGGCCUCGAGCACGAUGGCGUCCGCCUUCGCUCCCCCACCGCACCGCAAAGCCAGCCCCUUCCAGCCGCCGCCUCUCACCCCACUCAGCCUCAACGGCUACAAGACCUCUACUCGCGAAGAAGGCCGGCUCUUGAGCAAAGCCCUGGCCGAGGAAAUCAGGCUGCUCGUGCCCCCGCGCCUGCAGCUCGUCGACGACUGGACCGUUAUCUACAGCCUGGAGCAAAACGGCGUCAGUCUUGCCACGCUGUAUCAGCGAGCCGAGGAAUACCGCGGUAAGAGAGGCGGCUUUGUGCUCAUGGUCAAGGACGGCAGCGGCGGCGUCUUUGGUGCAUACCUUUCCGACGCUCCCAAACCCGCCCCGCAUUUCUUCGGCAACGGCGAGUGUUUCCUCUGGCGUGCUCAUGUCCUGCCUGCGCUGCCCCAUCUCUCCAUGGCCGAGUUGCCGCCCCCGCCUUCGACUGAUACCACCAAUGCCGUGCGCAUGACUACUCUUUCGGCUCCCAGCGCCAGCGGCAGCAACAGCGCCUUGAGUCCUCCGCACUCGGCCUCUGCGAGUCGCAGUGGCACCGCCACCCCGGAGAGGAUUCGAUUCAAGGCUUUUCCCUACAGCGGUGUCAACGAUUAUAUGAUCUUCUGUGAGCACCAAUACCUGAGUGUCGGAGGAGGAGACGGUCACUACGGCCUUUGGCUCGACGACAACCUCGAGCAGGGGGUUUCCAGCACUUGCCCCACAUUCGGAAAUGAACCACUGAGCGACGAGGGCAGCAAAUUCGAAGUCCUUGGCGUCGAGCUGUGGUACAUUGGCUCAUAA